This is a messenger RNA of Strongyloides ratti, 1617 nucleotides long. RefSeq lists its product as hypothetical. The transcript has a single exon. The record is from RefSeq and is a predicted model, not a curated record. The coding region runs from base 1 to 1617 and encodes 538 amino acids. NCBI's taxonomy places the organism in Eukaryota, Metazoa, Nematoda, Chromadorea, Rhabditida, Strongyloididae.
AUGGAUAAUCCAAAACAUAUAUCAUUUGUUAAAUUUAUGGAGUAUGAUUUUGUUAGAAAAUGUCUAUAUAAAAAUGUUCACUUAUUAACUGAUAUUGAAAAUCUUGCAAAAUCAACUAAUGAAUUACAAUAUUUUUUUGAAAAUGAUAAAAUUAAAAAAGAUAUAAUGUGGUUAAAGGAUGAUCAAUAUUUAUCAGUUAAUGUUGAAGAAGAGUUAAUGCAAAUCUCUGAUAUACCAAUUUUAGAAAAAAUUACCUUUCAAAAAGAUACAAAAUCAUCUGAAUUGUUAAGUACAGCAAGUCAAUAUCAUGGAGAAAUUAUUUUAUAUAAAAAUCAAUUAACAUUUGAUGUAAAUUUUAAUGUUACUGAAAUAACAUAUGAAGAACGUACAAAAAUUGUUGAAAAAUUUAUUGAAGAAUUAAAUUUAAAUGAUCAAUUACGAAAAGAUGCAACAACAUUAAAAUUUAUAAAUUCUUGUAAUCAAAACAGUUCAAUGAUACUACAAGCUUUAAGUCUUAUGAAUCAUAGUAACAUAAAGCGUAUUGAAAUUCCAACAAACACUUUAUUGAAUGAUCAAUAUAUAUGUCGUAAAAAAUUUCCUUUAAAAAAAAUUUUUCAAGGUUUUCCUAAUCUUCAUGAAGUUUCUCUUUAUGUCCCAAAUCACAAAUGUAACUAUAUUGAUGUAAUAGAUGAAGAAAAUGUUAUAGCAUAUAUUAUAAAAAAUUUAUCAAGAAAAAAAAAUGCUACAUUAAUAUUUAAUAAUAUAGAUCCAUGUAAUUAUUCAAUGACUAAAAGUAUUGAAACAAUUUAUAAAUUUUCUGGUCAAUAUAAUGUUGAGAUAAAAGUUGAGUUAAAUUCAAGUUUUUCUGAUUACUACAGUAUAUCUGAAGUUUUUUUUCAUCCAAUAGAAUUAUGGUAUUCAAUAAAUAAGAUAGUGAUCUCAGAUUCACACAUUAUAAGUGGUCCAAAACGUUAUAUAAAAUCAAUGAUAUAUUUGAAGUUUUUUGUAACUUUAGAAAAGUUAAUGCUAUCAUUUAAUAAUUUUGACAUUAAACAAGGUAUUUUCCCUGUUUAUAAAUUGUAUCCUGAAGUUUUCUCCCUAAAACACUUUAAUCAAUUGAAAAAAAUUACAUUAUAUUUUUCUCUAUCUUCUUGUGAUGGAUAUGAUAAAAUGGUAAAGUUAUUUCAAAACAAUUUAAUAUUUUUAGGAUCAUUAAUGCCUAAUACUAUUGAAGAGUUAGAGAUAAUUAAUGGUUAUGAAUUAUCAACAGAAGUAACUGAAGUAUUACAUAAAAAUAUGCCAAAUAUUAAAGUACUAUAUACUAAUGAUGUAACAUUCAAAGAUAAUGAUUGUCUAUGUUCAUUUAAAAAUUUAAAAUUUUUUAUAUCAAAAGGAUGUCCUUUUAUUAAAGUUCCAAAGACUGUAGAACUUGUUGUUGUUGGACAUAGAUAUUUUCAUGUUAGUAGGAGAAAACAAAGUCCUUGUCAAAAAAUCAUAAAACAUUAUUCUGAAAGAUUUUCAAAAUAUUUGUAUGAUAUUACAGGUAAAUAUAUAUUCUUCAAUGAUAUUACCAAAUGGAGUCAAUACAAGUUUAUGAUUCAAAAUAUUUUCUAUUAA